Molecule: messenger RNA, 2457 nt
Organism: Ziziphus jujuba (common jujube)
Lineage: Eukaryota; Viridiplantae; Streptophyta; Magnoliopsida; Rosales; Rhamnaceae
Product: disease resistance protein Roq1-like
Exons: 6
Coding region: 1-2457 (818 amino acids)
Biological process (GO): defense response; signal transduction
Molecular function (GO): ADP binding
Source: RefSeq, a predicted model, not a curated record
AUGGCUUCUUCUUCUCUUUCUUUAAAACACGAUGUGUUUCUCAGUUUCAGAGGUGAGGACACACGCAACACAUUCGUUGGCUAUCUUUAUGCAGCUUUAUCGGCAAACCAAAUCUUAACUUUCAUGGAUCACGAGCUUGAGAGAGGGGAUGAAAUUUCACCAACACUAAGCAGAGCCAUUAAAGAAUCCAAGAUUUCGGUGAUCAUCUUCUCGGAAAACUAUGCUUCAUCCACAUGGUGUUUGGAUGAACUUGAGGGGAGUUACAAAGUUGCAUUCGCUUCACAUGAAAAAAGUUUCAGGGAUAGAAUGGAGAAGGUGAAUCAAUGGAAAGCUGCUUUAACAGAAGCAUCCAAUCUAUGUGGAUUGGAUUCAAAGGAUUUCGGGCCUGAAAACAGGUUAGUUCAAAAAAUUGUUGAAGACAUUUCAUUAAAAUUGCCUAAACAUCUAUUAUUGGAUGAGCAUAUCAAGGGACACCUUAUUGGAAUUGAAAAGCAUAUCAAAGAAAUUGAAUGGCUGUUAUCCAAUGGCACAAAAGCUGUUCACAUCAUAGGUUGUUGCUUUCUUUGGAAUGUUAGAGAAGAAUAUGCAAGAUUUGGAUUGCAUCAUUUGAGAAGGAAACUUUUAUCUAAUUUAUUAAAUGUUGAAGCUAAUGUAAAGAUGGAUACCUUAGAUGUGACAUCACCUUUUAACCUUGACAGACUUCGACGUAAGAAGGUACUGAUUGUUUUGGAUGAUGUGGAUAGUUCAAUCCAAUUGGAUGCUUUGGUGGAAGGAUAUCGCCAACUUGCUUGUGGAAGUAGAAUCGUUGUUUCAACUAGAAAUAAGCAAGUGCUUAUGAAAGAAGCAGACUAUAUUUACAAGCUUGAGAGGUUAAAUCCCAUUGAAUCUCUUAAGCUCUUCCAUUUGCAUGCUUUUGGUAAAAAUUCUACAGCAGUGGAUAACAAAAUGGUGUUGGAAGUGACAAAUUAUGCAAAUGGCAAUCCAUUAGCUCUGAAGGUCUUGGGUUCUUUCCUUUGCUCUAGAAGUAAAAAUGAUUGGGAAAGUGCAUUGAAGAAGCUGAAAAGAUUUCCAAACCUGGAAAUUCAAGAUGUGUUGAGAAUUAGUUAUGAAGGACUAGAUGAUAAGAGGAUUAAGGAUACAUUUCUUGACGUUGCUUGCUUAUUUGAUUCAUCUUUUACAAGAGACCAUGCAGAAAGCAUAUUAGAUGAUGGUAACUCAUCUAUAAAAGUAGAAAUAAGUGUUCUCAUUGAGAAGUGUUUAAUUGAAGAUAUUGGAAGUCACAUGUACAGGAACGAUGAGCUAUUAUGGAUGCACGAUUUGCUGCGCCAAAUGGGUCGGGCAAUUGUACGUGAUGAAGAUAGAGAACCUGGUAAUCGUAGUAGGUUGUGUGAUGCUAUGGAAAUUAGCGAGGAUGAUGCUUAUGUUGGUAACAAGUUCAAGCUGUCUAUUCCUCAAGACCUUGAUUCUUAUCUUUCUAAUAAGCUAAGGUCUUUUCAAUGGGACUUUUACCCUUUGAAAUCGUUGCCAUCAAACUCUAUUCCUGAGAAUCUUGUUGAACUUGUACUUCAUUGCAGCCAUGUUGAAAAGCUCUGGAAUAGUCGUAAAGUUCAGUAUCUUCCGGUCCUAAGAAGGAUUGAUCUUAGUUGUUCCAAGUUCCUUAGUCAACUACCAGAUUUGUCGCAGGCUCCAAAUUUGGAGAGUAUAGAUCUUGAAGGCUGUACAAGCUUGGUUCAGGUUCUUUUAUCUCUUCAAAAUCUUGACAAGCUUACUUAUCUAAAUUUGAAUGGCUGCUCCAAACUCAGAGAUUUUCAAGAUAUAUCAAAGAGAACAGAGGGGUGUUUGGAUAUUGUUAGGUUUGGAGGCAUUAAGAAUGUUUUGAAUAAUUUCACAUAUCUCAAAAGUUGCAUCCAAAGUUUUACAGGCAAUUUAUUUCUCUACUCAUCUCAGGCUCACAUUUCUCAAAAGUUUGCACCCAAUUUAAGAUAUUUAAUUUUGAGUGGGACAGCAAUAGAAACAGUGCCCCCAUCACUUGGGUAUCUCCCGGGUCUUGUUGAAUUGGAUAUGGAGCAUUGUAAAAGACUGAGAAGUCUUCCAACAAGCAUUUGUCAUUUGAAAUCUCUUGAGACACUGUACCUGUGUGGUUGUGAGAAACUGAAAACGUUUCCAGAAAUCUCGGAGCCUAUGGAACACUUGACAGAACUUUGGUUAGAUUAUUCGGGCAUUAAAGGGUUGCCAGAGUCAAUUGAAAAUAUAGUUUCACUUAGAAAAUUAUAUAUACAACAUUGCAAGGACUUUGAGUUUCUCCUCAACAACCUAUGUAAAUUAAGGAACCUUGAGAGGAUAUGGCUCGACAACUGUUCAAAAUUUCAAAACUUGCCUUCUCUUCCAUCGUCUUUGCUCAAAUUGUCGUUGCUCUAUUGUGAGAGAUUGAAAUCUUUAUCAGAGAUUCCAUCAUAG